AUGCCUGUCAGUGUUUUGGGCGUAGGAGAGCUCCAGCUCCAGAGGCUGUCUCGAGCCUCACAACGCUCUCUUGGACACGAGAGCUGCAGUUGUACCGUCUGUGUUACAUUUAUCGGCCCCGUCUCACUGCUGGCCCCCGUCUCACAGCUGGCCCCCGUCUCACUGCUGACCCCCGUCUCACUGCUGGCCCCCGUCUCACCGCUGGCCCCCGUCUCACUGCUGGCCCCGUCUCACCGCUGGCCCCCGUCUCACUGCUGGCCCCCGUCUCACCGCUGGCCCCCGUCUCACUGCUGGCCCCCGUCUCACUGCUGGCCCCCGUCUCACUGCUGGCCCCCGUCUCACCGCUGGCCCCCGUCUCACUGCUGGCCCCCGUCUCACUGCUGGCCCCGUCUCACCGCUGGCCCCCGUCUCACUGCUGGCCCCGUCUCACCGCUGGCCCCGUCUCACUGCUGGCCCCGUCUCACUGCUGGCCCCGUCUCACUGCUGGCCCCCGUCUCACCGCUGGCCCCCGUCUCACUGCUGGCCCCGUCUCACCGCUGGCCCCGUCUCACCGCUGGCCCCGUCUCACUGCUGGCCCCCGUCUCACCGCUGGCCCCGUCUCACUGCUGGCCCCCGUCUCACUGCUGGCCCCGUCUCACCGCUGGCCCCGUCUCACUGCUGGCCCCCGUCUCACCGCUGGCCCCCGUCUCACUGCUGGCCCCGUCUCACCGCUGGCCCCGUCUCACUGCUGGCCCCCGUCUCACCGCUGGCCCCGUCUCACUGCUGGCCCCCGUCUCACCGCUGGCCCCCGUCUCACUGCUGGCCCCGUCUCACCGCUGGCCCCCGUCUCACUGCUGGCCCCCGUCUCACCGCUGGCCCCCGUCUCACUGCUGGCCCCGUCUCACCGCUGGCCCCCGUCUCACUGCUGGCCCCCGUCUCACCGCUGGCCCCCGUCUCACUGCUGGCCCCCGUCUCACUGCUGGCCCCCGUCUCACUGCUGGCUCCCGUCUCACCGCUGGCCCCCGUCUCACUGCUGGCCCCCGUCUCACCGCUGGCCCCGUCUCACUGCUGGCCCCCGUCUCACCGCUGGCCCCCGUCUCACUGCUGGCCCCGUCUCACCGCUGGCCCCGUCUCACUGCUGGCCCCGUCUCACUGCUGGCCCCGUCUCACUGCUGGCCCCCGUCUCACCGCUGGCCCCCGUCUCACUGCUGGCCCCGUCUCACCGCUGGCCCCGUCUCACCGCUGGCCCCGUCUCACUGCUGGCCCCCGUCUCACCGCUGGCCCCGUCUCACUGCUGGCCCCCGUCUCACUGCUGGCCCCGUCUCACCGCUGGCCCCGUCUCACUGCUGGCCCCCGUCUCACCGCUGGCCCCCGUCUCACUGCUGGCCCCGUCUCACCGCUGGCCCCGUCUCACUGCUGGCCCCCGUCUCACCGCUGGCCCCCGUCUCACUGCUGGCCCCCGUCUCACCGCUGGCCCCGUCUCACUGCUGGCCCCCGUCUCACCGCUGGCCCCCGUCUCACUGCCCGGCCCCGUCUCACCGCUGGCCCCGUCUCACUGCUGGCCCCGUCUCACUGCUGGCCCCGUCUCACUGCUGGCCCCCGUCUCACCGCUGGCCCCCGUCUCACUGCUGGCCCCGUCUCACCGCUGGCCCCGUCUCACCGCUGGCCCCGUCUCACUGCUGGCCCCCGUCUCACCGCUGGCCCCGUCUCACUGCUGGCCCCCGUCUCACUGCUGGCCCCGUCUCACCGCUGGCCCCGUCUCACUGCUGGCCCCCGUCUCACCGCUGGCCCCCGUCUCACUGCUGGCCCCGUCUCACCGCUGGCCCCGUCUCACUGCUGGCCCCCGUCUCACCGCUGGCCCCCGUCUCACCGCUGGCCCCGUCCCACUGUCUGUGA
Molecule: messenger RNA, 1875 nt
Organism: Knipowitschia caucasica
Lineage: Eukaryota; Metazoa; Chordata; Actinopteri; Gobiiformes; Gobiidae
Source: the annotation of a GenBank genome assembly